This is a messenger RNA of Paramisgurnus dabryanus, 1305 nucleotides long. RefSeq names its product ABRA C-terminal like (gene abracl). Gene Ontology annotation, biological process: regulation of actin filament-based process. The record is from RefSeq and is a predicted model, not a curated record. NCBI's taxonomy places the organism in Eukaryota, Metazoa, Chordata, Actinopteri, Cypriniformes, Cobitidae.
GGUUAAUCCAGUGUGCCUUUUAGCGUGACGUCACACACACACAGAGCCAUCUAUGGUAGUGCUUUCUUAUUUCAUUCAACCUACAGAGCGGAGGUACAAAAGCAUCUCAGAGUGCCAAAAUGAAUGUGGAACAUGAAGUUGGUCUUCUUGUUGAUGAAAUUCGUCGACUGGGCAACACAAAUGCAGAUGGCAAGAUCAGUGUCAAAUUUGGAGUCUUGUUUAAUGAUGACCACUGUGCCAACCUUUUUGAAGCUCUGGUUGGAACACUGAAAGCGGCCAAACGAAAGAAGAUCAUCACAUUUGACGGGGAGCUCUUACUGCAAGGAGUUCAUGAUAAUGUGGAUGUCAUAUUACUGCAGGAGUGAAUCUGACUGUCUUUUCUAAACCCAAGUAAACAAGUACAUAGUCUUUUUCAGAUUUCACCGCCACCAAGUGAGAGCAAUCAACAUUUUGAUAAGCACAUAUUUGAGAAUGUAACAUUUUUGUACAUUGCAUUGUAAUAUUUUUAUACACCAGUUUUUCUCUCAGGGAAGUGAUUUGCACAACAGUUUUGAAAUGCAGUAAUCUUCCCUGUUUAAUCACGUCUAGCUCGAUAGCCAUAUCAUUAAACCAUAUUAGUGUGCAUGAUCAUCAUGUUAAUAACUUUCUGGGACUGGAAUACAUUGUUUUCGAUCUUAUGGUAAUGAAAAUCUGCCGCCAGUUUAUGGUGAUUGUAAAUCUAUAUAUUAUAUAAUAUUAGAUUAUACCAUUGAUGUGUAAUUUUAUGGCUUACAUAAUUGUCGUCUUUCAAUAGUAAUCAUGGACAGUUUGUUUGCAAUACAUUUACAAUGACUUUGUUUGCGAUUGUUAUUUGUCACGUUUGUGGAAUAUUAAGACAUUUGAAAAAUAAGGCAGCUUAAAUUAAAAGCAACAUUUAUUGAUGUCUGUAACUAUAAAAUAGUUGAGUCACCAUGUUAUUUUUUAUUUGAGAUUCUUGUUAUCUAUGUCUUUACAAAUGUCACACUGAACUCCCAAAGUUUUUGCCUCGUUGAAGCUCAGGUUAAAGCUUAAUAUAUGAGCAACAAAAAAAGAAAUAAAGAUGUACGCAAAGAAUAAAUACAGGGAGUGUGUUUGUACUGGAUCAUCACUUGAUGCAUGAUUGAUAUUCAUUUCUCCAUAUAAAUUUGUUUACAAAAAUGCAUCUGCAUUUUAAUAUGUUUCACAUUUUAUAUCUGUGCUUUAAUUUUUAUUUUAUAAUUGUGCAUUAUCGGAAUGACUGGAAUGUUUAUUUAAAAGCACAAUAAACACUGGCAUAUAAACACUGAA